CAUCAACAUGUCAGUACCGCCCCCCUCCCCACGGGCUCCCUGUCCGUCUCUCCGUGCGCGGGAGGCCCCCCGGUGGCCUUGCCGCCCGCACACCCUCCCUGCGUCGGUCGUUCCCUCCCAGAGCAUGUCAAACCACACGCACCCAGAGUCAGCUCUCGAAGCCUAAAAGCUGUACGAUCUGUGCCUCAUUAGGAGAGGGGGGAACCGAGGCACGGGAGCGAUCAGCCCCUGAGAAUGCCGGAGCCUCGCUCCGCCCACAGUGGGUGGGGUCGGCACUGUAGGGGUUAAGCCCGCCGAGAAGCCCUGGGCUGCUUCCCUCCCAGCCCAGGAGUGCGGCUGCCUCAGGUUUCCAUCCCUGGGGCAUGACCAUGCAGCUAGGCCCGGCCCUGGUGCUGGGGGUGGCUGUGUGCCUGGGGUGCGGCCAGAGCUGGCUGCAGGCCCCGGAGCGCCCCUUCUCCGUGCUGUGGAACGUGCCCUCGGCACACUGCGAGGCCCGCUUUGGUGUGCAGCUGCCACUGAAUGCCCUGGGCAUCACAGUCAACUGGGGCCAGCACUUCCGUGGCCAGAAUGUCACCAUUUUCUACAAGAACCAGUUCGGCCUGUAUCCCUACCUGGGGCCCAGGGGCACGGUUCACAACGGGGGCAUCCCCCAGGCUGUGCCCCUUGACCUCCACCUGGUGCGAGCUGCCUACCAGAUCUGCCACAGCCUGAGGCCCAGCUUUGCUGGCCUGGCAGUGCUGGACUGGGAGGAGUGGUAUCCACUCUGGUCUGGGAACUGGGGCCGCCGCCGAGCCUACCAGGCAGCGUCCCGGGCUUGGGCUCAGCGAAUGUUCCCCGACUGGGACCCUCGGAAGCAGCUCCGUGAAGCCCGUACUGGGUUUGAGCAGGCAGCCCGUGCGCUGAUGGAGGACACGCUGCGGCUGGGCCAGGCACUCCGGCCCCAUGGGCUCUGGGGCUUCUAUCGCUAUCCAGCCUGUGGCAAUGGCUGGCACAGUAAGGCUCCCAACUACACAGGCCACUGCCGUGCAGCCACCCUUGCCCGCAAUACCCAGCUGCACUGGCUCUGGGCCGCCUCCAGUGCCCUCUUCCCCAGUAUCUACCUCCCACCCAGACUGCCACCUGCCUACCACCAGGCCUUCGUGCGACAUCGCCUGGAGGAGGCCUUCCGCAUGGCCCUGGCCGGGCGCGCGCGUCCCCUGCCUGUCCUGGCCUAUGCCCGUCUCACAUACCGGAGCUCUGGCAGGUUCCUGGCCCAGGAUGACCUUGUGCAGACCAUUGGUGUGAGCGCAGCCCUGGGAGCGGCCGGCGUGGUGCUCUGGGGGGACCUGAGCCUCUCCAGCUCUGAGGAGGAGUGCUGGCGUCUCCAUGACUACCUGGUGGGCACCCUAGGCCCCUAUGUGAUCAAUGUGACCAGGGCAGCCAUGGCGUGCAGUCACCAGAGGUGUCACGGCCACGGGCGCUGUGUCCGGCGAGAUCCAGCACAGAAGGAAGCCUUCCUGCACCUGGGGCCCGACGGCAGCGAUGGAGCUUGGCAGUCCUUCAGAUGCCGCUGUUACUGGGGCUGGGCCGGCCCUGGCUGCCAGGAGCCCAGGCUCGGGCCUGCACCUGAAGCAGCGGCGUGACGCCAGGAGGCCCUUUCCUGCCUCAUCCUGUCUCUGCCUCCGCUUUCCAGUCCUGGAGGAAUCCCGCUCCACUCUUGGGGUCCUGCUCCCAAGCACACACCCCGCUUCUCUCUCGGGUUCAAAGGGGCCUAGGGGGGAAAAUGCUUAUAAAACCAGACGCCUUCUGAGAUCAUCUUACUCCUCCUGACAAGCAGGCAGCCCCGGGGCUGAGUCAGGGCUCCAGCUGCCAGCUCAAGGCUUUCUUCCCGCACCUCGCUGGGUCCAUGCAGAGAUCACAGGAGACCCGUCCGGGGCCCACGAAGCUCUGGGCUGAGGUCUGUGAAGGGCGAAGCUGCUGUCUGUACUCUGCUUUCAUCAUAAAGUCAUUUUGUCUCUCGC
Lepus europaeus (European hare) is the source of this 2000-nucleotide messenger RNA. It is a transcript of the gene HYAL3, whose product is annotated as hyaluronidase 3. Gene Ontology annotation, cellular component: acrosomal vesicle. Lineage: Eukaryota; Metazoa; Chordata; Mammalia; Lagomorpha; Leporidae. The record is from RefSeq and is a predicted model, not a curated record. Gene Ontology annotation, molecular function: hyalurononglucosaminidase activity. The transcript has 4 exons. Gene Ontology annotation, biological process: carbohydrate metabolic process; hyaluronan catabolic process. The coding region runs from base 363 to 1622 and encodes 419 amino acids.